GGAAGUUCACCCAUUCCUGCUAAUUAGGCGAAACUUGGUUGGAUUGCCUCUUGCCUCUUGCCCGACGACGGCAUCGUCUGUACACUAAUCGGAUAUAAUAAUCAUUCUCCUCCCUGUUCCCGGAUCUGCGUAUCAUUUUACCGCGCUUCGGAUCAAAGCAAUGGCCGCCACUGCAAACAAUAACAUCAACGCCAAAUUGGUGCUUCUUGGGGAUGUGGGAGCUGGAAAAUCUAGUUUGGUGUUGCGUUUUGUCAAAGGACAAUUUGUUGAAUUUCAGGAAUCAACUAUUGGUGCUGCUUUUUUCUCCCAAACCUUGGCUGUAAAUGAUGCAACUAUAAAAUUUGAAAUUUGGGAUACAGCAGGUCAAGAGAGAUACCAUAGCUUAGCUCCCAUGUACUAUAGAGGGGCUGCGGCUGCAAUAAUUGUAUAUGAUAUAACAAAUCAAGCUUCUUUUGAAAGAGCAAAGAAAUGGGUCCAAGAGCUUCAAGCCCAAGGUAAUCGGAACAUGGUUAUGGCUCUUGCUGGGAAUAAAGUUGAUUUGCUAAAUGCAAGAAAGGUGCCAGCCGAGGAUGCACAGGUAUAUGCACAGGAAAAUGGCCUUUUCUUCAUGGAAACCUCUGCGAAAGCUGCAACCAAUGUAAAUGACAUUUUCUACGAAAUAGCAAAGAGACUGCCUCGAGUGCAGCCUGCGCCAAACCCAUCAGGAAUGGUUCUUACGGAGAGACAAGCGGAGAAAACCACAGCUGCUUCUUGUUGCUCCUAAAAGCUUUUUGGUGGCUUCCAUGCUGCUGCUUACUCUCGUGGUCUUAAUUGGUGGCUUUCACUUUCUUUGUUUAUACCAUUAGUCCAAGACUGUACAGCUAUCUAUGCUUAUGGAUGGUGUUCACUGUUCAGAUUUUUCAGUUCCGAUUGCUGGGUGUGGGUGGUGCUUCUGGUGUUAAUGAAAUGCCAGGAAGAUAAGCAACCUCUUGAUUCAUGUGUUAAAUUUUACUGCUUUAAUCUUAUUAUUAUUAUUAUUAUUAUUAUAAUAUUGGGCUUCCUAA
Diospyros lotus (date-plum) is the source of this 1043-nucleotide messenger RNA. RefSeq names its product ras-related protein RABF2b. The coding region runs from base 161 to 763 and encodes 200 amino acids. The record is from RefSeq and is a predicted model, not a curated record. Gene Ontology annotation, molecular function: GTPase activity; GTP binding. The transcript has 7 exons. NCBI's taxonomy places the organism in Eukaryota, Viridiplantae, Streptophyta, Magnoliopsida, Ericales, Ebenaceae.